Molecule: messenger RNA, 876 nt
Organism: Camelina sativa (false flax)
Lineage: Eukaryota; Viridiplantae; Streptophyta; Magnoliopsida; Brassicales; Brassicaceae
Source: RefSeq, a predicted model, not a curated record
AUGAAGGAUCUAGGCAUGUUGAAAUACUUUCUUGGCAUUGAAGUUGCUCUUGGACCUGAUGACAUCUUUCUCCCGCAACGCAAAUAUUAUCUUGAUAUCGUCGACGAGUGUGGUUUGUCUGGCUCGUGUCCGGUUGAUACUCCUAUGGAGCAAAAUCAUACGCUGUUGGAUUCUAAAAGUGCACCGCACUCGGAUCCAGCACAAUAUCGACGUAUAGUUGGACGUCUUGUUUAUCUCACUCAUACGUGUCCGGAGUUAAGUUAUGCUGUCAACAUUCUUGCACAGUUUAUGCAGACACCUCUUACGGAUCAUUGGGAUACGGCUCAGCGUUUGGUUCGUUACUUGAAGUCUUCACUCGGCCAGGGUGUUGUUCUAUCUUCCACGGCUCCUCUUCAACUGAAUGCCUAUUGCGAUUCUGAUUUUAAUAAAUGUCCUUCUACUAGACGGUCCCUUACAGGUUAUAUAGUAAUGCUUGGUGAUUCUCCACUUCAAUGGAAGACAAAGAAUCAAAGUCGUGUGUCGCUUUCAUCGGCUGAAGCAGAGUAUCACGCCAUGGCUAUGACUUGUACGGAGCUAUUGUGGCUAAAGGAAGUUUUGCAGUUCCUUGGUGUCGAUCAUUCUCAGCCAAUGUGUUUAUCCAGUGAUAGUCAAGCAGCUCUUCAAAUCACAGCAAACUCUGUUUUUCAUGAACGCACAAAGCAUAUUGAGAGUGCUUGUCACUUCAUUCGUGAUGAAAUUACUUCUGGUACCAUUACUAACGCUCAUAUCCCUACUGAAGAACAGUUGGCUGACAUCUUCACUAAAGCCCUCGGAUGUGAUCAAUUCAAGUAUCUACGGUCCAAGUUGGGCGUUCUAAACUUACACGCUCCACAUUGA